AUGAUCACCAAAUACAUCACCUCCGUCGUAACCGCCUUCUCACCAUUCAACCCGAAAUCCGGCAAAACCGCCCGAAAUUUCCUCGCCGCGCUCCCCUCCAACGCCCGCUCCACCAUGACCAUCGACAUCCAACUUCUCCCCAAAGCCAUGGCCGCCAAACCCGCCACUUUGGCUCUGAAGUUUAAGGAUGGAAAAGAAAUGAAACUUGAUAUUGAAAAGAUGAAAAUUAAAGAGAUUCAAACAGAGGUCGAUCGUCACUCGAGAGUUUUGAGACGCGCGGAGGAUUUGAGUGGGAAUUGAUAGCAAAUGAAAUGAAAUCUAUGGGGGUCGGAAGGGAGAAAGACUGUUUUGGGGGGAUAUGGAUAUGGAUGAGGGCACAUCAGCAAUGGCGUCGGAGGAGAAGAGAACGGCGAGGGAGAGAUGAGAGGAAAGAGACGAGAGAAGAGAGAUGGAGGCAAGCAGUUCUUCCCAAUGGCGCUUCCUAUCGCGCUGCACAAGUGCAUUGCCAUUGCAUUGCAUUGCAUUGGCAACACUGCUCGAAGAAAGAUGCGGGCGAGCGCUACCAUCUAUGGUUUUGCGCGGGAGCAGUCACUCGCUGCAAAUCUCCCAAGUCGCCAGGCCAUUGUCACGCGCCGGCUCAAAAGAUUGAUCAUGGAUGAUGGAGGGGAAUGCAAGCAUGCACAUCUGUGAAAAAGACUUUUGAUUGUAUGGGAGUGGAAGUGGGAGUAGUGAAUGGGCUGGGCAAACGCUGCAGGGAGG
Sphaerulina musiva SO2202 is the source of this 759-nucleotide messenger RNA. RefSeq lists its product as uncharacterized. Lineage: Eukaryota; Fungi; Ascomycota; Dothideomycetes; Mycosphaerellales; Mycosphaerellaceae. The transcript is spliced from 2 exons. Bases 312 to 659 code for a protein of 115 amino acids. The record is from RefSeq and is a predicted model, not a curated record.